AUGAAAGUACUGUUGGCAAUAAUAGCUGCUGUUCGCGGUCUCACUUGCGAGGAUGGUCAAGUGAAGACUUUUUUUAAAAUGACGGAAGCGGAGCGAAAUGCGAAUUGGGACGAUGUUUCCAAGGAUCUUUUGAGAAACACCCUGACUAGUGCCUACAGGAAACACAACAACGACCAGAAUGCGGAAAUCGCUUGGGGCGAAGAGACAAGACGGGUUUCAUUCUGUCUUCGAGUCAAGGAUAACGUCAACAAUGAAUCUGCAAGAAAAAUCCGCGAAGCCAUCUACUACCUCAAACCGAAUAUCUACGGAGCUAUGCAAACAAAUGAGAGUGUGCUUGUCUUCGACGGUGUCCCAAAGACAUACGUUAUCGAAGAGGAGUCCAGACAAUGGCUCUACCCUUAUUACGCGUUUAUGGGACUUGGACUUAUCGGUAUUGCUGCUUCUCUCUACGCAUCGGCGAAAGAAAACAAGGUCGACGAAGCGGAAGAAGAAGAGAUGGAAGAAACAGAGAGAAAGUCAUCCAUCAGCCCGUCCGACGUUAACACGAAUUAUCAGUCGAUUGAAAAGGGCGAUGGAUUCGAAAGUCACGCUGAUGAUGGAGAAGCUGCUUUUUAA
Oikopleura dioica is the source of this 615-nucleotide messenger RNA. NCBI's taxonomy places the organism in Eukaryota, Metazoa, Chordata, Appendicularia, Copelata, Oikopleuridae. The record is from the annotation of a GenBank genome assembly.